Penicillium alfredii is the source of this 1725-nucleotide messenger RNA. Its product is annotated as putative transcription initiation factor TFIID subunit 12. Gene Ontology annotation, cellular component: SLIK (SAGA-like) complex; transcription factor TFIID complex; SAGA complex. Gene Ontology annotation, molecular function: DNA binding; TBP-class protein binding; protein heterodimerization activity. Gene Ontology annotation, biological process: RNA polymerase II preinitiation complex assembly; DNA-templated transcription initiation. The coding region runs from base 1 to 1725 and encodes 574 amino acids. The transcript is spliced from 3 exons. The record is from RefSeq and is a predicted model, not a curated record. NCBI's taxonomy places the organism in Eukaryota, Fungi, Ascomycota, Eurotiomycetes, Eurotiales, Aspergillaceae.
AUGGACGGGUCUCAAGGUCAACCUGCUCAGGGGAUGGUGCCGCCGCCGCAGCACUCAAACCUGAUCCGGACGGAUCAAGUGCAGAAGCUGCCGCACCUGAAUGACCAACAGAAGGCUCAGCAUACCCAGCUGGUGCGUGGCUUCUGGGAAAUUCUCAACACGCGUGACCCGAAAAGUCCUGAAUAUCAGACAGCCCAGAGCAAGCUGUCCACAUUGUCCCAGAAUUUGAUGAAAGGGAUGCGGCUGUUCCAGCAGAACCGACAGCAGGCCCUCCAGGCGGCACAGCAGGGCCAGCCGGGCCAGCCGGGCCAGCGGAAUCAACCGAACAACCCCCAGUCACUCAAUCAACUCCUGCCGCAGAUCCAGGCCAAGGUCAGCGCGCUCAACUUCUAUCUGCCGCCGAACGUGACGCCAGAGCAGGUGCAGACUUGGAUUCCUGAGGCCCGGCUGCGAUAUGGGAUUGCCCUCCAGAAACAGGAAGUUGGACGGGCCCGAAUUGCGGAAAUGCGCCAACAAUUUGCCCAGCGACAGACCCAGGGCAACAUGACCCAGGAAGAAGUGCAGGAGUUCAAGAACCGACAAUUGGCAGCUGAGAAACUGUUCCGGGAGGGCAGUGAAUUCUUGAGCAAGUUCAAGGAACAGCAGGAGAGCUUCAAGGCUCAGUCACACCAAAAUCAACCGGCCCCGGCUAUCAAUCAACCUCCUAGCCAGACAGCUGCUCCGGCCACAACUCCUGCUGCCACGCAAGCUCCUAAUACCCAGGUGGGGAAUGGGACUUCAAUGCAGGCGGGACAGGCGCAAACUCCAGCACCUCACACUGUGAAUUCGGCCGUGAAUGCCGCUCGAAACCAAGCGGGGCAAGCCAUGUCGCCGUCAACGUCGCAGCCAGGGCAGGCACCCUCGGGAACUCCCUCUACGGCAAUCCCCGUUCCACCCAACGCACAGCAAACAGCGCAGCGACCUCAACCUUCCUCACAGCAAGGAACUCCCGGUGCUCAAGUCACGUUCAGUCAAACUCCCAACCCUGAUUCUUCUACCCCCACCCCCACCCCUCCUGGCCCUCAGCAACUGAACCAAGGCCCCCCUCGUCCUCUUUCUCACCAAGCUGCUAUUGCCCAAGCCAACGCAAAUCAGCAACAAACCAUGAGCUCCACCCCCCUAACCAGCAAGGGCUACCUUGCCAACCGAUCUACUGAGGCCUCUGCCCGUAACAUCAACAUGGCCAUCCCCAAGAACCUUAACGUGUCGACACCUGAGCCUGCUCCCAUGCCCCCUGCACGUCCCUCUCUUUCUGGUGGCCCCAGCCACGGCGCUAUGGGCAUGAUGGGUCAGCCCGCGAUCCAGAAGCACCCUGGCUACGUGCUGGAGGGUGAAGGCCAGCGUCUCCUGAGCAAGAAGAAGCUCGACACUCUCGUUCGCCAGGUGACUGGCGGUGGUGAGGGCGAGGGACUCACUCCCGACGCAGAGGAGUUCCUCCUCGAAAUGGCCGAUGAUUUCGUGGACGACGUGAUCACCCAGGCCUGCCGACUGGCCAAGCUCCGCCCCUCGUCCACCCUCGAGCUGCGCGACAUCCAGCUGGUGCUGGAGCGCAGCUACAACAUGCGCAUCUCUGGCUUUGCCACCGACGACCUGCGCACCGUCAAAAAGCCGCAGCCCACCCAGGGCUGGAUGCAGAAGAUGUCUGCCAUCCAGGCGGCCAAGGUCACCCAGGGCAAGACCGAUUAA